UGACACUCAGUUCAAUUGGCUUGUUUACUGUUUUGCUUAUCACCAAGCCUCAAUGGAGAGCAUGCUUGGUGCUGCGGAUCAGGCAUAUCGGGUCUACCUUGCUCGACGGAGUAGUACCAAUCAACGAAUCUUGGACGCUGGAAUUUCAGCCACUGAUAAUAUCGAACAGGUCCUAGCUGAAAAGGAGCACAAGCAAAAGCAGCUGGCAGCGGCGAUUUCCAUUGAGGACGAUUUUCAGAAAAAAGCGUUUGCUGAACUUCAGUCCAGAUGUGAUUCUCAAGCACAACAGUUGCAUCAAGACAUCGGGCUUGUUGAAGAAGAGUUGUUGCGCUUAACCAAAGUUGAAUUGGAACGCAAGUCAAGAAGUGCCGAAUUGAAUCUGCAGUGUUUGGCGGAACGUCGAUCAGAUCUGGUUCAGUUGUUGGCUCGACUAAGUUUAGAGCAAAGCAGACGACAGCAAGAACUGCGAGAUCGUUUGG
Molecule: messenger RNA, 479 nt
Organism: Dicrocoelium dendriticum
Lineage: Eukaryota; Metazoa; Platyhelminthes; Trematoda; Plagiorchiida; Dicrocoeliidae
Source: the annotation of a GenBank genome assembly